Sphenostylis stenocarpa is the source of this 252-nucleotide messenger RNA. The record is from the annotation of a GenBank genome assembly. NCBI's taxonomy places the organism in Eukaryota, Viridiplantae, Streptophyta, Magnoliopsida, Fabales, Fabaceae.
AUGGCUUUGGUGAGUGAUUUCGAUGAGCUUGGGAGAGUGAUUGGGAGGGUGAGGUGGAGAAUGGUUAGAAAGGGUUUUCACAACAAGCUUCGACAUCUCGCAGCUUUGGUUCGUUGUGGGGGGGGAUUUGUGGCGAGGAGGUUUGGGCAUCACCGUGAUGGUGGAGGUGAUGGGUUAGGGCUUGCACAGUACCUCAAGGCUGGCUGCGCGAGCAUGGCACUAGAGAGCGCAAGGAUCGUGGAUGGGGCAUGA